Messenger RNA from Trichophyton verrucosum HKI 0517, 8424 nucleotides. Its product is annotated as polyketide synthase, putative. Gene Ontology annotation, molecular function: fatty acid synthase activity; oxidoreductase activity. The record is from RefSeq and is a predicted model, not a curated record. The transcript is spliced from 13 exons. Lineage: Eukaryota; Fungi; Ascomycota; Eurotiomycetes; Onygenales; Arthrodermataceae. Gene Ontology annotation, biological process: secondary metabolite biosynthetic process; fatty acid biosynthetic process. The coding region runs from base 1 to 8424 and encodes 2807 amino acids.
AUGGGCUCAAUCGCAGUUGAGGAACUCUUAAAGGAAAGGGAGUCAUCGGCUAGCACAUCCUGCACGCCUAUGAAAGCUGUUUCCAAUUCGCAAGAUGUUCCUCCUCCUAUUGCAAUUGUGGGUAUGGGUAUGAGACUCCCGGGCGGUAUCACCUCUGCAGAAGAGUUUUGGGACUUCCUGGUUUCAAAGGGAGAUGCGCGUAGUAAGAUACCAGAAUCUCGUUUCAACAUUGAUGCGUUUUAUAAUAGCUCGAAGCCUGGCUCUGUUAGGACAGAGUAUGGCUAUUUUCUAAAUCAAGAUCUGGCUCACAUAGAUACGUCAUUCUUUUCCAUGGUGAAAUACGAAGCUGAAAGGCUGGAUCCCCAACAAAGACUGCUACUUGAAGUAGUAUGGGAAUGUCUAGAGUCUGCCGGCGUAACCGGCUGGCGUGGAAAGGAUAUCGGCUGUUUUGUUGGCUCUUUCGGGGAAGACUGGCUUGACAUGUCAAGUAAAGAUACCCAGGACAUUAACAGAGUCAGAGCUAUCGGUGCUGGAGAUUUUGCGCUCGCAAACAGAGUCUCCUAUGAGUAUGAUCUCAAGGGACCAAGUAUAACGUUUCGAACUGCUUGCUCAGCUGCUAUGGUUGCUCUACAUAAUGCAUGCCUCUCUCUUUCCUCAGGAGAAUGUUCAGCUGCAAUUGUCGCAGGAACCAACCUUGCUCUAGCCCCGACGAUGGCAACUACAAUGUCCGACAACUUGGUUCUUUCGCCUAGUGGAAUUUGUCGAUCCUUCGACGCUGACGCUGAUGGAUACGGACGUGGUGAAGCUAUAAAUGCAGUUUAUAUCAAGAGACUUGAAGAUGCAGUUAGAGAUGGAGAUCCUAUUCGUGCUGUCAUUCGCUCUACCGCGACUAACUGCGACGGUAGAACACCUAACAUUUCGAUGCCUGGUGCAGAAACCCAAGCAAGCCUUAUACAUCAGGCCUAUAGUCAAGCAAAGAUAUCUGAUCUUUCUGCAACUGCUUUCAUUGAAUGCCACGGUACUGGAACUGUCAUGGGAGACGUCGCUGAAUUAACAGCCGUUGCAAAAGCUUUUGGAGAGAAAGGAAUAUAUAUUGGGUCGGUCAAACCUAACGUCGGGCACUCUGAAGGUGCCUCAGGACUUACAAGCAUCAUCAAGGCUACUUUGGCCCUUGAGAAUAAGAUCAUACCCCCGAAUAUUAAUUUCAAGACCCCGAACCCGAAGGAGCCAACUACUUGGCCCCACGACCGAAGUGAACGUGUCAGCAUCAAUUGCUUUGGAAUUGGCGGCACAAAUGUGCACGUCAUUAUUGACUCGGCUGCGUCAUUCACCGCUAUGAAUAGUGAGUACUUAGAGAGACCUGCGCCGCAAAAUAAGUCGAGACUUCUCGUCCUGUCAGCAAAUUCUCAGAAUUCGCUUCAACGACAAGUCGAAAAUUUGAAAGCUUAUGUGGAAAGUCGGCCGGAGGUGUCAAAUGAUUUAUGCUUUAAUUUGGGGGCUAGAAGGGAACAUCUCAAGUACCGAGCCUUUACAAUUCUUGAGCAAGAAGGAAGUAUUGAUACUGCAGGCUUUGAAACAUCUCAAUAUACCAAGUCGCGUAGUAUGGUUUUCGUCUUCACAGGCCAAGGGGCACAAUGGGUCGGCAUGGGCAAAGAACUACUACUUGAGUUCGAUAUUUUCCGGAAUGAUAUCAAAGCCAUGGAUACGGCCUUACAAAAGCUGAAAAACGCCCCAUGUUGGAGUAUAGAAGAUGAGCUGUUGAAAUCCAGUGAGGAUUCUAGGGUUAACGAGCCUGAAUAUGCGCAGCCACUUUGUACAGCUGUGCAAAUUGCUCUGUCGAAUCUCUUAGAACUCUGGGGCCUUUUUCCCACUGGUGUGAUCGGUCAUUCAAGCGGCGAGAUUGCCGCUGCCUACUCUGCCGGCGCCAUUACCUUGGAGUCUGCCAUCAUUAUUUCCUACUAUCGUGGGCAGGUGACAAAAUCAAUUUCUGAAAAUGAUGCUACACCCCAAGGCGGAAUGGCUGCUGUUGGGCUUAGCCCGGAGAAAGUCAAACGCUAUCUUAUUGAUGGCGUGGUUAUUGCGUGUGAAAAUAGUCCACAAAGCGUGACUAUUUCUGGCGACAGCGACAAACUUGACAAGGUCAUUGCUAAGAUUCAAUCAACCGAAGAUGAUAUCUUUUGUCGGCGUCUUCGCGUCGGAGUUGCGUAUCAUUCUCACCAUAUGCAAGGCUUGACUGGGCUAUAUCAAGACCUUAUCGGGCCACAUAUAUCCUUUAAGGACGCCAUGAUUCCAUUCUACUCAAGUGUGACGGGAAAUAUCAUUAUUGAACCCAUUCAGCUAGAUGCAAAAUAUUGGGCUGAAAUUUUAUCAUUUACUGUUCUAUUUUCAACAGCGGUUGGAAGCUACCUUGAGAAAAAUGGUGGUAAUGCGUUGUUCCUAGAAAUUGGACCUCAUUCUGCUCUUUCUGGGCCUCUUAGGCAGAUCUUCGACGGCCACCAAGCAAAGCUGAAUGUCACCUAUAUACCUACACUUAUUCGAGGUGAAGGUCAGAGGAAAAGCCUGCUGACUGCAGCAGGGAGAGCCUACAUGAACGGUAGCCCUAUUAGUUUCUCAGAAAUUAAUGGCCCUGGGAGGGUGCUCACUGAUCUCCCAAAAUAUCCUUGGCAACACGACGUGAGAUAUUGGGGGGAGAACUUAAUCUCCCAAAGAUGGAGAAGUCGACAGCACCCACACCAUGAGAUCCUGGGCUCGCGUGUUUACGAGACAAGCGACAUAGAGCCUACUUGGAGAAACUUGCUAUACGUGGAACACACUCCUUGGAUCUGGGAGCAUAGGUUAAAUAAGGAGAUUGUAUUUCCCUGUGCUGGUUACAUCGCCAUGAUCGGUGAAGCUAUCUAUCAAAUUACCGGGUCUCAUGCAUAUUCAAUCAGGAACUUGUUCAUGAAGAGAGCUCUCAUAUUGGAAGAUUCUAGUGUCCUGGAGCUAGUCACUAGCCUGAGGCCUGUGCGGCUUACGGAUAGUGCUGAUUCCAAGUGGUACGAAUUCACCAUCAGCUCCUGUAACGACAAUACCUGGCAAAAGCACUGUACAGGCCGUGUGAUCCCCGGUGACAUUGAAGUAUGUCGAUUCAAAGAACAUAAAGGUCCAUUCAUCAGACAAGUACAGGCAGACCAGUGGUACUCCGCACUGGCAAAUCGAGGCCUGCAUUAUGGCCCUCGGUUCAGAGGCCUCGAGAACAUUACUGCGGAUCCGAUUGACUACCAAGCCACUGCGUCUAUAGCUGAUGAUGAGAAUCUACAUGAGAGCCACUACUCACUACACCCAUCAACAAUUGACCAAUGCUUACAGCUUUUUAGCGUAGCUUUCACGCAUGGUAUUUCUCGUCAAAUGACCAAACUCAGCAUCCCCGUGUCUAUUGAGAAACUUUAUAUUAGCACAGGGGCCCUGUCAAUGGCUGCCCACGCUAAAGGCACUGGAAGAUCUAGCAGUACGGCAAGUGGACGUGUGGUUAUGACAUUGGAUAAUAAAACUGUACUGUGGAUGGAGGGAGCCCAGUUCUUUACAGUGGACGAGGAAGAUACAAGCUUACCAAGGAGACGCUUGAUAUCACGAUGCGUGUGGAAACCGAUUGUCCUAUUAUGUUCCAUUGCGAAAUUGUCGGGCUCAGCCUCCAGGCCAUCAUCCGUACACUCUCGCCGGAUCGUAGGGCAGUUUACAAAUCUAUUGAUUCUCGAGUGUUUCCAUCGAAUAAAGCACCUCAAAGCUGAUUCUCCACACCUAGUCAAAUAUCAGGGGUGGAUUAUAUCCCAGACAGAUCGUCUUAGUAAAGGGCUGGAUGAACUAUUUCCUGAAACUUCUUCGUGGGCAGCAGCUUCUUCUGAAGCCCGCCUGACUGCUAUGGAGUCCCUAGUGCGAGAAUUGGAGGUUGAAUCUCCAAGGGACAUGCCGCUCAUUGAUAUCUCCAAAACUCUUCUUGAUCAUUGCCCUCAAAUAAUUGAAGGCAAAGUAAGUCCGCUGGAAGUUCUCAUGGAGGAUGAUAGAAUCAAGAACGUAUACAAUAAUUUGUGUUGGACGUCUGGUUGGUCUGAUUUUUUCGGUCUAUUUAGCCACUGGAACCCAAAUUUGAGAGUAUUGGAGAUAGGUGGUGGAGUAGGAUCUGCCACAGCAACAAUGCUGCUCCACCUAGCACCUGCAGGAAGGACUCGUAUGUAUUCCAAAUAUACGUUUACUGACAUAUCCCCUGGAGUGCUACCGUUAGCAAAAGAGAGGUUUAAAGACUUCGAAGAAAUAGAAUAUUCCGUGCUUGAUAUUAGCAAAGAUCCGACAAAGCAAGGCUAUAGCCCAGAGAGUUUUGAUCUCAUUAUUGCUUCGAACAGUACGUACGCAUGCUAUUGGUUCCUGGAGGUGGCCUUGUACUGGAGGAACUUUGCUCAGGGUGUCCUUCCAGGUUGGUGGCUAGGAGGUGGGGAUGGCAGAGAGGAUACCCCCCUUGUAAGUCCUGAGCGAUGGGGCCGGGAACUCCAGAAGAAUGGAUUCAGUGGGGCAGAAGCAGUGUUCUAUGACUGUGAGCAACCAUAUCACUAUGGCGCUGGUAUAUGGUCGCGGCGUGCAGAUAUAGUCCCAGUUAAAGGAGAUAUAUAUCUCCUUCAUCAUCCCACGGUUCAUGAAUGGGCGUAUAUAGCAGAGGCACAGCUUUCCCAAAGGGGCUACACGGUACAUUGGUGUACCCUGGACCAACUUCCUGCAGGCAAGAUCAUAAUUUCACUCCUUGACUUAGGUGGCCCAUUUUUCGACAAAAUCUCCGAAGGAAACUUCCGCGCCUUCCAAAAAGCUAUGUCAACUGCAACCAAUUGUCGGAUGAUAUGGGUAACACGAGGAAGCCAGCUUGAGUGUUCAGACCCUCGAUAUGGUUUAGUUCUCGGCCUGGCUCGUACGCUUAGAUUCGAGAUGGAUGUGGAUUUUUCCACGUUCGAAGUUGAUAAGUUUGAUGAAAAGACUGCUACUUCCCUCUGUGAUCUGCUUAAGGAGAUGCAAAUCUUCCGCGAGAAACCAUGGCUGGACCAGGAUUAUGAAUUCGCUGUACGUGAUGGAGUUAUUCAUAUUGGCAGAUUCCAUUGGACGCCUCUGGAUGAGGAAAUUACCACGACCAACAAGCCCAAUAUGUCCAAAGGUCUACACAUUGGAACCUAUGGUCUCUUGGAUUCUUUAUCCUGGGUUGAAUACGAAGAGCCUCCAGUUGGGGGAAACGAUGUGAUGGUGGAAAUAAAAUACACUGGGCUUAAUUUUAGGGACAUUAUGGUGACAUUGGGUGCCCUUGGUGACACAAGUGAGAUUGGACUUGAGAGCUCGGGAACUAUUUUCAAAGUCGGUUCAAACGUCAAGAACUUGCGUGUUGGCCAAAGGAUUUUAGCUCUGGGUAUCGGUCUUCUUCGUACCAGGAAGGUGAUACCUGCAAAUCACUGUGUCCCAAUCCCCGAUGGAUUGUCUCUAGAAGAUGCAGCGACAAUGACUUCGGUAUAUGCUACCGUGAUACUCUCCCUAAUACGGCUUGGAAAUCUUCAAAAAAACCAGAUCUACGCAACUGUUGGAAAUGAACAGAAACGGAAGUACCUUGUAGAGAACCACCAAAUUCCCGAAGAUCAUAUAUUUGAUUCAAGGAGCGCCUCAUUCUUCGACGGUGUCAUGCGACAUACCAAUGGGAGGGGAGUCGAUCUUGUCCUGAAUUCUCUCUCUGGCGAAUUGUUGCAUGCCUCAUGGCGUUGUGUUGCUGAGUUCGGUCGGAUGAUUGAACUAGGGAAGAGAGACAUCAUGGGCCAUGCACAGCUGAGUAUGGAUGGAUUCUCUGGAAAUAGAGCAUAUUUCGGAGUUGACCUAUUCCGACUCGGCGAGACAGACGCGACUAUGUUUGGACAUGCCUUCAGGUACAUGCAGACCGGGAAACAUAUGGGCAAGAUCAUCAUAAAAAUGCCAGAGGAUCCAGCAGAAUUACCAGUCGCAAAGAACAACUUAAACCUUUCUCUAUCCCCAGGAGGGUCCUACUUACUGGCAGGCGGACUUGGCGGACUUGGUCGUCCUAUUACGACUUGGAUGAUUGAAAAGGGAGCCCGUAAUUUCAUAUUUUUGUCGCGAUCAGCAGGAGAAUCUGAUUCAGACAAAGCUUUCCUGCGCGAACUGGAUGCCCAAGGGUGUACAGCUACCGUAGUGAAGGGAAAUGUAACUGAACUAGACGAUGUCAAACGGGCAGCUACUGCUAGCCCAAAACCAGUUGUUGGCGUUAUCAACUUGGCUAUGGUAUUGAGGGACGAAGCCUUUGAAAAAAUGACCUAUGAUGACUGGAAUGCUGCGCUCGCGCCCAAAGUCCAAGGAACUUGGAAUUUACAUAACGUCUUCAAGGACGUUUCCCUGGAUUUUUUCAUCCUCACUAGCUCUAUAUCUGGUAUGAGAGGUAACUUUGGCCAGGCAAACUAUAAUGCAGCGAACACCUUCCUGGAUACCUUCGUGCGCUAUCGCAAAUCUAUGGAUCUGCCAGUCUGGGCUAUUGACGUUGGAGCUAUGCAGGAAAUUGGCCAUUUUAGCCAGGAUAAAAACCUGGUGAAGAAGGCACUUGCCAACUCAAUAGAAAUGCCAGACAACUCCUAUCUCGUCGAUGCUUUGCAGGUAGCCAUGUUGAAGUCAAAGGAGUCCGAGUCAGGCCAAUUUGCUAUAGGACUGGGUACAUCGAAACCUCCUCCUGAUAGUGGUAACCACCCGUUGUGGCCAAGAGAUGCUCGAUUCACCAUUAAUAAAAACCUUCAGUGGAAAUCUGAUAAGGCAAACACUACUAGCAUUGUAGACCUCAGAAGCUUCGUUGAAGACAUCAAGAAGGACCCCAGCAUCUUAGACUCGCCGGAGAGUAAGAAAAGAAUCGCAAAGGAACUGAGGGUACUGAUAGGCCCGCGUGCGGGACUUGAUGAAAAUGCAGACGACGAGGAGAUCGAUAACAUUGUAAUCGACUCUUUGAUGUCUAUCGAGAUCAGAAGCUGGUUCCGCCGGAAUUUAUCGUUGGACGUACCACUGAUUGAAAUCUCAAAUGCAAAAACCGUCGGAGGGCUCACAGCAACUACCAUGAAUGCAUUGCGCUGUAAGUAUCAGUCAAAAUCCACCGAAGAUGAUGGGAAGGAUAGCGGGAUAUCUACGAGCGAAACCCCUGAUGAGGGAACAUUGAAAAACGAUAUACUAUUGGGAACUGGAUUACAACCUACCCCAGGGCCGACUAUUGACUGGAAAUGCGAGUCCGAGGGCCGGAUAUUCUUAACAGGUGCUACCGGUUUUAUUGGUGCGUGGAUGCUAGCAUCACUCCUUGGGCGGCCUGAUGUUAAAAUUGUUGCCUGUCUUGUACGAGCAAGGGAUGAAAAUACUGGCCUGCAACGCAUCAAGGAGACUUUUAAGAAAUAUGGGAUUGAAUGGAAAUGCGAUGAGAAGCUGGCAGUCAUUCCGGGAGAUAUAUCCAAGCCAAAAUUGGGUCUUGAAGGGGCUAAGUUUGAUGAAUUGUCAGCGUGGACAAGUGCUGUCUUUCAUUUUGCUGCGCUGUCAAAUUUUCUAGAGCCUUAUUCUGCUCACCGGGAGGCAAACGUUAUUGGAACUUUCAAUAUGCUUCAAUUUGCGACCAACAAGCGGCGAAUAACUUUCCAUCAUAGCUCCAGUUUGUCUGCUUGUGGGCUAAAUGCAUAUCUCGGCAAGCAGCACAUUUCAGAAGAUCAAAAACCGGAGGUUGAUCUUAAGAAGGCUGGCCACCAUAUCGGAUACUCGUACAGCAAGUACACUGCUGAGAUGGUCUUAUGGAAUGCCAUAUCGAACGGAGUGCCUGCGUCUAUUUAUCGUUUCAGCAUGGUUCUGGGACAUAGCGUUACUGGUAUUGGGAACGAUGACGAUGCCACCUCGAGAAUGAUGUCCAACUGCAUACAAAUUGGCAGCUAUCCCAUUGCCCCCAAACAACGCAGCCAGUUUGUUCCAGUGGACUUCGCUGUUUCGUGCAUGCUGGAGAUUUCCACAUCCCUGGAAAAUAUCGGCCAUGCGUACAAUGUGAUACAACCAGAUCAGGAGAAACUGGUUGAUCUUCCGGCGACUUUUGAUAUGUUAAGACAAUGCUGCCCCUCGCCGCUACGGCCUGUUCCAUACGAGGACUGGCUUCAAUCUCUUGCAAAAUUCCGAGCUGGUAGGAUGAGCGUCUUUCUUCCAGAGAUGGAGGAUAAAGAGCACGAACGCCGCGACAUCUGGCAGAAUAUUCACGCAGGUGAGCAUCGUUACGGUACUGAUAAUUUGCGUCGGGCCCUCGCACAUCGUCCAGAGAUGCUACAGCUUCCUUCUAUGGACAAGCUCAUGAAGGUAUGGUCGGCCCAGUGGAUCAAGCAGGCUACCAGAAGGGAGCAAACAUCUCUUCUCUAG